CCGUCUCAUCCAACAUGGCCGCCGCCCGGCUCGCAGCUACAUUAAUUGCAUACCGCUAGUAACCUGUCAAACAGCGACGUGACUCGCGAGUCAGCCGAAAAUUCGACUCGCGCUCAGGCUAACGCAGGCAACAUGGGGAUCUUCUUCUCGAAGAAGAAGCAGCCGAGUCGCGUCACCGAGCACGACAAGGCGGUCCUGCAAGUGAAGCAAACGAGGGACAAAAUCAAGCAGUACCAGAAAAAGAUUGAGCAGAAUUUGGAGAAAGAGCGAUUGCUCGCAAAGGAACUCUUAAAAAGUGGAAAGAAGGACCGGGCGUUGCUCCUGUUGCGCAAGAAAAAGUAUCAGGAGCAGGUUCUGUCACGCGCGGACGGACAGCUGGAAAAUCUUGAGCGUAUGGUCCAUGACCUGGAGUUUGCUCAAAUUGAAAUCAAAGUUGUCGAUGGCCUAAAAGUCGGUAAUAACGCACUGAAGCAGCUCCAUGCUCUGCUGUCUAUCGAUGACAUCGAGAAAGUUAUGGACGAGACAAUGGAGGGUAUCGAGAAGCAACGGGAGAUCGAUGAAGUAUUAUCGUCAACGAUCACUGCGGACGACGAAAUUGAUGAGAGCGAAAUUGAAGCGGAGCUGGAUGCUUUGAUGGAAGCAGAAAUCGAGGAGAAGGCUCCCGAAAUUCCGAGUGACGUUCUACCGGAAGUGCCAAAGGAAUUGCCAGAGCGGGAUAAAGAUCGUACAAAAGAAAAGAUUCAGGAGCCGGUUGCAGUAAUGGCGUGAAACUUUCAGGAACUGACAAAGACUUUUGUUAAGAUAAAGACUUCGUGCAAUAGCCUAUGUAUGUAUAUAUAUGUACAGUGGAUAAGAUUUGUAACAAAAGUAUAGUUUGUAAGACCUAUUUACAGAACUUGUCAAGACUUUAGCUAAAAAGUAAAUAACUUUAACCGCUUACUGUGUAUGUUAAAAUAUGAUAUUUAAUAGUAAAAUUCGUUUUGCAAUGUAUAUUUUAUCGGAAUACGAAAAUGCCAUGAUGCAAAAUAAGUUGUGUGAAUAAACAUAAUUUUUCGAUAUCUUGUA
This is a messenger RNA of Ooceraea biroi (clonal raider ant), 1065 nucleotides long. RefSeq names its product vacuolar protein sorting 20 (gene Vps20). Gene Ontology annotation, cellular component: ESCRT III complex; multivesicular body. NCBI's taxonomy places the organism in Eukaryota, Metazoa, Arthropoda, Insecta, Hymenoptera, Formicidae. Gene Ontology annotation, biological process: late endosome to vacuole transport via multivesicular body sorting pathway; vesicle budding from membrane. The record is from RefSeq and is a predicted model, not a curated record.